GGGGCAUACCGGUAUACUAAAAUAUUUAGUUUUAAAUAAUAUUUGAUAAGUAAUCUGUGUUCGGUACUUUAAAGGUGAAUUUUUUGUUGACAAAAUAAAUGAUUCUAUUUGUGUAUUAAUUAAUAUAUAUAAAUAUCAUAUAUUAAUAACAGACUUAAAAAAUGAGCAAUGAAGCUCAUUUAUUAACUAGAUUAGUCCUAAUAUUUACGGUUCGAUCGAAUCCUUAUCAUCAUCAGUUUAUAUUGUUUAACAAUAAAAGCUAGUUUUGUGUCUGGUCUCAGCCGGUUUUUUUUACAAUCAGUUUUAAUAAUAAUAUCGACGUAAUAAGUUUAUAGUUAAUUUAGCGCACCUUCUGAUUUGUUUCCUUACCAAGUCGAAAAUGUCUGAUCCUACAAUACAGACUUUUUGCUGCCAUCAUAAUGAUAAUCAAGGAGGAGUAGUAACCAUUCAAAUAAUGGAUGAGUUUAAUACUGAAUCUUACAAUACAGUUUGUUUGGUAUCAUCCACUAUUGGAAUUCUUGGUGCUAUGUAUCAGAUAUUCCUAAAUGGUGUACGGAGAAUACAAAGUCCAAGCAGGGGAAGAAAGAUCAUAAUGUGGUUGGCAGUUGCAGAUCUCUUAGCCUCUCUCGGUGUGCUGGUACGAUCAUCUUUCUGGUUGAAGUACAAAAAUAUCUUACCACUUCCAGAUGAUAAUAUUAGUGUUCUAUUUUGUAGCAUUACUUCGGCAUGGACGCAAUAUUUUUACACAGCCACGUGGUUUUGGACAUUAUUCUAUGCGGUAGACAUAUGGCAGUCAAUACAGGGUAAAGACACACGACCUCUACUUUACCACUCCUUGGCUUGGGGAAUACCUGCAGCGACGACCAGUAUAGGUCUGUCCAUACUAUACAUACCUAAUGCUACGUGCCAUAAUUUAACAUCAUUAUCGAAUGUGCUGUUAAGGAUUCUACCAAACUAUUGUGCAACUUAUGUGCCCAUAGCUUUAGUGAUGGUCAUAAAUCCCAUUAUAUACAUUUUGGCGGGAAAGAAACUUGAAGUUACAGUAGCUCUGCCAUUAGCACAGUUUACAAGCAAAGAAAGAAAAGUUGUGGAUGCUUUACGACUGAAAUUCUUUUUGAUAAACGUCGUAUUUUACGUGUGCUGGUUGCCGAAUCUUAUAAAUGGAAUUUUAAUAUGGACAAUGUGGUCUACAAUGCCCGUCAAAGCGAUUAUUUCGAUUUGGUAUAUAAUGGCAUUGAUGAAUCCAAUGCAAGCCCUUCUCAAUGCGUUAGUCUAUAGAAAGUGGAAUGUCACAGACAGAUAUCAGCCAAUGUUCCACAAUGAUCAUAAGGAGCUCAAUUUCAGUGACGAGCAAUCGCCACUUUUAGGGUCGGAACCAUCUCGAUUACUUUUAGCUCCGAUCCCUUCCCCUAUUAAUAACUAUGCUACAUUAUAAACGCAAGUGUUGCCAUUAUUGUUUUUUUAUUGUUGCCAUCUCUAUUAGUAGAAAGUGUGAACAAAAUUUUAAGUUUUGUUUGAAUAGUGAUAUACUAUAAAUUCUGUCUGCAUUUGAUUUUAAAAUUUAUACAUAGAAGUUUUCGGUUUUAAAAUAGCUAGUCGCAGUACAAAUUUAUGAAACUAUACUUAAGUGACAAUUGUAGGGUAACCCUACAAUGCAGUAGUCAAUAACAAAUCAAAUGACAUUUAUCGUCCCAAUGUAGAUAGAAAAUGUGCAAUGUGUUAGAUAUAUAUAUAGCUUAAUUACUUGCCUUAAGUAUAAUUAUGGUAGUAAAACCAUGGCAAACAAACUUCUUUAUAUUAUUUUAAAGUUGAAUGCAUAUCACAUGAUUUGUGAGCCCAAAAAGAAGAAUGGUUACUUCUGUGCAAAUAGAUGCACGGGAUAUUUGUAUGUCACAACUAUAACUAUUGUAGGCUCCAAAAAAUUUUGUACUUUUGUAAGUUUUAUAUAUUCAUACCUGAAAGCAACAUUAAAUAAAAUCUAUAAUAUAAUACCAAUUUAUGUGCCUUGUUAAUUUGAUGUCAUGUUGAAGUAAUUAUUAUCAUCAUAACAUGACCAUUAUGUUACUAAUUUUGUAAUUAUUUAUAUUAUACUCAUGGUUGUAGGGAGACCUACUAGUAGUAGUAAUGUGAGAUUUUUGUAUUUCUAUUAUUCCCCAGUGUGUUUAUUUCACUUAUACAAGUUUUUGUAAUUAAUUAAUUGGUGCUAAACUGUUCAAUUGCAUUAUGAUUAUAAAGUAUGUUACCCACAUUUCUAGUGUUGUUUUAGCAUUUAUGCACUUUUUUGUUUUUGCAUGUGUGUAUUGUUUUGUUGUGAUUAUAUAUUGUUUGUUUCAUGUUUUAAUAUUUUAGGCACGCACAUAUUGAUAAGCAUUGAAAUUUAACAAAGGCUGACUUAUAAUUCUGACUAGUUAUAAAUUGAACAUUAGGAAAAUCAAUUUUACUUAACAUUCAAGAGUAAAUUCUAGGAACAAAUAUACACACUUUACUAAGAUAAUUUAGUCAACAAUUAUAUGAUUUACUAUUGAUAUUUUAAAAUAUUAUGAAAACAACAUUAACUUCCAGUUUACAUAUGUUGUGUAUGGUAAUAAAAUCUGAUUGUGAUUUGAUUGGUAAAUAGGUUAAGGGUGAAUUGUAUAUUGAUAAAAGAUUUUGUAAUCCACGCAAAAAUAUAUUGUUAGUUCUGUA
Messenger RNA from Pieris rapae (cabbage white), 2685 nucleotides. Its product is annotated as G-protein coupled receptor 143. Bases 380 to 1435 code for a protein of 351 amino acids. The record is from RefSeq and is a predicted model, not a curated record. Gene Ontology annotation, molecular function: L-DOPA receptor activity; L-tyrosine binding; L-DOPA binding. Gene Ontology annotation, biological process: G protein-coupled receptor signaling pathway; melanosome organization; regulation of calcium-mediated signaling. NCBI's taxonomy places the organism in Eukaryota, Metazoa, Arthropoda, Insecta, Lepidoptera, Pieridae. Gene Ontology annotation, cellular component: plasma membrane; melanosome membrane. The transcript is spliced from 7 exons.